GGAAUAAGCAUCAACGAGGGAUCCCUUUUGGACAGCCCGAUCUCACUGUAGAAGUAACUAGAUGCUCUACGGAUUACGUUCUUCUGCUCCUUCAUGCGUUCUACCGCCAGUUUACAUGGUUCGAUGGACUUCCACGAUGAUAUUGCUGAAUAAGCAUGUUAAAUUUGCCACCGCCUGCCUCUUUCAACAUACUGCCCUUUCAAGGCUCGGAGUCGCUUUCCUGGACUCAUCCGAUGCAGACUGAUCAUUCAUCGUUCUUCAAGACCAUUUUCUUCCAUAUGCUCAGUGUCUGAGGUUGCCAACCACUUUGCGAGGCAAUAGGGCAUUAAUCGGGUCUAUAUCCUAGCCCAUCUUAGUUAUUUGAUUGACUGCAAACAAAGCAAGGGCCUCCGCUCAAAACGUGUCGACGAGCGAAAAGCUCCUGCUCCUACCUCGACUCCAUCCUUUCUACCCUCUUGUCGUCCAACCCCAAACCAAUCACCAUGACGGCGGACGUGAGCCAUGCAGCAUCACGCGUGCUCACCUCCAACAGCCCCCGCGACCCGAGCUAUGAUGAGUUCUCCUUCGUACCCUUCCUCCGCCAGAGCUAUGGCUUCGGCCUUGCCAGUGAUGUGCCCGUCUGCAAAGCCUACAGCGAAGGCCACUGCCCUCUUGGACCAGCCUGUCCCGAUCGCCACCCAACCCCAUCGCGUGUCACCACGUCGACCACCACCGCGUCGGGACUAGCACCAUCAACCACACAUGGAUCUCUAGUCUGUAAACAUUUCCUCAAGGGACUCUGCAAAAAGGGCCUCAAGUGCGAGUACCUUCAUGAAUACAACCUCCGUCGCAUGCCGGAAUGCCAGUCCUUCUCGCGGUCCGGCUAUUGUCCCAAUGGCGAUGACUGCCUGUAUCAGCACGUGCGGGAGCAGGCGCGUCUGCCCCCUUGUGAACACUACGACCGGGGAUUCUGCGAGCUGGGACCCCUGUGUGCCAAGCGGCAUGUUCGUCGGCGCUUGUGUCAAUACUACUUGGCUGGGUUCUGUCCGGACGGCAAGGCCUGCGUGGAUGCUCACCCCCGGUGGUCGGAGAACCUUCCCCGUCCGCAGAUCCGGGUCGAGAAGACCGAAGAAGAGCUGGAACGGGAACGGGCGUUAAUUCGGGAGGAACAGGAGAAGGAGAAAGAGCGUGAGAGGGAGUGGAGGAGUGAGCGUGGACGUGGACAGUAGAGAACGAAGAAGAAGAAGUUGAUGAUGAUAAAAGGAACAGGGUUAGUUGUAUUUGUUUUGCAGAUUUGUGUUUACAAAAUCGUCGAGAUACCCAGCUGAGAGGCAUGUUUACGCUUUAUUUUACACGGUUGAAUCUAUCAUGGUUGCAUCUUAGAUUUCUCUUUGUUAUGUAUCAGAGGAUACAUGGUAGGUAGAUAGAUGAAUGAAUGAAUGAAUGUAAUAAAAUGGAAGAAGAAGAAGCAGAGCUGGAGCUUCAAUUGUGUGAUUGGGUAUAUGGUGUCUGCUAUAGACAUCGGGGCAAUCUAAUAUGGCGCCGGGAACGGGGGUCGAUAGAGGGUCUAGCCAGACCGUGCACGGAUUGCCGCUACUCAACUGCCAACUAGAUAGCAGAUACUGUUUUAGAUAGCGUCAAUUGAGGGUCAGCAGCAACCCCUAGAAACAAAGAGAGACAGUCAUCCCAGGGCAGAAAUGUGAGAGACAUUGCGUUAGCCGAUAGUGAUAAGGUGCUAUCCCGAUGACAUCAUGACUAUCAGACCACAGAACAGACAGAUUCCUCUAGCAACUGGGUAAAUGAGAAAGUAGCUUGUCAAUAUUAUCGUCUAAUCCUCGGUAGGGAGCUCCAGUUCCCGAAAGGAGGAGGGAUCAAACCCGUGCUGCCAAAGGAGUCCCCAUAUCUG
This is a messenger RNA of Aspergillus welwitschiae, 1885 nucleotides long. It is a transcript of the gene yth1, whose product is annotated as cleavage polyadenylation factor RNA-binding subunit YTH1. Lineage: Eukaryota; Fungi; Ascomycota; Eurotiomycetes; Eurotiales; Aspergillaceae. The record is from RefSeq and is a predicted model, not a curated record. The coding region runs from base 483 to 1208 and encodes 241 amino acids. The transcript is spliced from 2 exons. Gene Ontology annotation, molecular function: metal ion binding; RNA binding.